GUAUCCCUCUCUCUCUCUCCCCCCCCCCCAAGAAAACGACCGCCAAAAAAAAUCACCUCUCUAUAGACUCCUUUUGAUCAUCAAAGCAGAAUCGUCACUCCUGCUUCAGCAAAAUCAUUAGGGUUUUGGGGGAUUUCCUAGGGGGUUUUUUGCGUGGGAAAUAGAUCACGAAGUCGAGGGAUAAAUUUUGCUUGAUCGGAGGAAUCUUUUUUUUUUUUUUUUUUUUUUUUUGUAAUGUUGUUGUCGAAUAAGAUUCUCGAUUUCUCUCCAUGAGCACUGUCGCCUGGUUCUCUUUUGGGUUUUCAGAGAAUCGGCAAAUGAGAAGUUCUGGCUUUGUUCUUCUCAAGCUGGCCUUGUUCUUCUUUGGUUCGAUUUCCAUAGAGUCUCGAGUUGUGGGGGCGUUCGUCGGAACCUACGGGAUAAAUUACGGGAGGAUUGCAGACAACAUCCCUUCCCCGGAUAAAGUAGUCUUACUGUUAAAGCAAGCCAAAAUCCGAAAUGUCCGCAUAUACGACGCAGAUCACAGUGUUCUCAAAGCCUUCAGCGGGUCCGGUCUUGAACUCGUGGUUGGACUUCCGAAUGAGUACCUGAAAGAGAUGAAUUCAAAUGCUGAUCACGCGGUUUCUUGGGUCAAAGACAAUGUCCAGUCUUUCCUUCCCGAGACCCGGAUCCGUGGGAUUGCAAUAGGGAAUGAGGUUCUUGGAGGUCCUGAUUACGAGCUAUGGGGAGUGUUACUAGGUGCUGCAAAAAAUGUAUAUAACGCAUUGAAAAAGCUAAACUUAGAAGAUACAGUACAGAUCACGACAGCUCAUUCACAGGCCGUGUUCUCAAAUUCAUACCCGCCUUCGUCUUGCGUGUUCAGAGAGAAUGUCGUUCAGUUCAUGAAGCCGCUCUUGGAGUUCUUUGACCAGAUUGGCUCUCCUUUCUGUUUGAAUGCCUACCCGUUUUUGGCUUACACUUAUAAUACAAAGGACAUCGAUAUCAAUUAUGCUCUCUUCCAGCCGGCCAAAGGGAUAUAUGACCCGAAAACCGAUCUGCAUUAUGACAACAUGCUUGAUGCUCAGAUUGAUGCGGCCUACAUGGCACUUGAAGACGCUGGGUUCGAGAAAAUGGAGGUUAUUGUCACUGAAACCGGGUGGGCAUCUAAAGGAGAUUCAGAUGAACCCGCAGCCACCCCGGAGAAUGCGAGAACAUAUAACUAUAACCUGAGAAAGAGGCUUGCAAAGAAGAAAGGGACACCUCUUAGACCGAAAAGGGUCUUGAAAGCAUACAUCUUUGCCCUCUUCAAUGAAUAUCAGAAGCCCGGGAAGACUUCGGAGAGAAACUUUGGACUUUUUAAGGCCGACGGAACCCUAUCUUACGAUAUCGGUUUCCACGGUCUGAAAUCCGCUGCUUCAAGAUCGCUACUUUCGCUAUAUAAGGACGUUUCUACGCUGCUCGUCUCUGGCUCAGCGUUGCUCCUUUUGUUAAGACAAUAACCCCCGGAAUUGUAUGAAGUUUCGGCUCAUGGAUGUUUUGCCGAAUGCAUUCACGAAAUCAAACGGUGGCAAAUUGGUAUGGUAAGUGCAUAUUAGGUUUCUUGCAUUGAUCAAAGAGUACAUAGAGAGCAAAGAGGAGAUCUGAGUUAUACACAAAACGGUUUGUAACAGUGUCGAUUGUUUCGGCCAAAUGGUAAGUCGCAGUUUCGAUA
Molecule: messenger RNA, 1690 nt
Organism: Tarenaya hassleriana
Lineage: Eukaryota; Viridiplantae; Streptophyta; Magnoliopsida; Brassicales; Cleomaceae
Product: glucan endo-1,3-beta-glucosidase 11
Exons: 3
Coding region: 270-1478 (402 amino acids)
Biological process (GO): carbohydrate metabolic process
Cellular component (GO): plasma membrane
Molecular function (GO): hydrolase activity, hydrolyzing O-glycosyl compounds
Source: RefSeq, a predicted model, not a curated record